Messenger RNA from Capsicum annuum, 600 nucleotides. Its product is annotated as glyoxylate/hydroxypyruvate reductase A HPR2-like. Bases 1 to 600 code for a protein of 199 amino acids. Gene Ontology annotation, cellular component: cytosol. The record is from RefSeq and is a predicted model, not a curated record. Lineage: Eukaryota; Viridiplantae; Streptophyta; Magnoliopsida; Solanales; Solanaceae. Gene Ontology annotation, molecular function: glyoxylate reductase (NADPH) activity; hydroxypyruvate reductase [NAD(P)H] activity; NAD binding. The transcript has a single exon.
AUGGUACCUUUUAAAAAGGCACAUGUCGUGUGGAGCAACUCUCAAGUCUCACCUACCAAUUACAUAAGCACCGAGAUUCAAGCGGAUAGGGCUAGACAAGCAGGAGAAAUGGAAUCUAUAGGAGUGUUAAUGACAUGCCCAAUGUCACCAUACCUUGAACAUGAGCUAGACAAGCGUUUCAACUUCCUCCGCCUCUGGAAAUUCCCAGCAAAUCAAAAAAGCCACUAUUUGAAACUACAUUCAGAGUCCAUCCAAGGAGUCGUCGGAAACGCAACGAUAGGAGCAAAUGCGGAGUUAAUCGGAGCAUUACCGAAGCUGGAAAUCGUAUCGAGUUACAGUGUGGGAUUGGAUAAGAUCGAUUUGGGACUUUGCAGGGAAAAGGGGAUUAAGGUUACUUAUUGUCCUGAUUUGAUUACGGAUGAUGCUGCAGAUACCGGAAUUGCUUUGAUUUUGGCAGUUUUGAGGAGGAUUUGCCAGUGUGAUCGAUACAUUAAGAACGGAGACUGGAAGAAGAAUGGUGAUUUCAUGUUGACGACCAAGGUACAUUUCUCUCUGUGUCCACCAGAAGAUUUUCUUUUGGAUUUUUGGUCCAAGUUGUAG